AUGUUCAGAAGCAUGAAGCAUAAUCACCAAUCAAGAUCCGGGCAGUCAAGUCUCCAUCCUUACAGUCUACUUUUCCUUACGCUCUUGGCGAUACCAUCAAGCCUUACAUCGGCACAAAAGACAACAGCCGGACCAGCUGCCACCGUCUCGCUUUACAAACAAACCGACUACUCGACCGCGCGCUCAUGCGCCGUCGGCUGUCUCGUCUACAACGGCAUCUACAACUGCGGCGUGAAUGCAGGCUACCAGGACCUCGGCAUCGGCCUUGGCUGCGGCUGCGGUCCCGCCAACGGCUGUUACUGCAACACCAAGGUCGCGUCCGAGGCGAGCUCGUACAUAAGCUCUUGCGUCAGCUCCAGGUGCGCCGCCAACGUCGCCGAUUGGAAAUCCGAAGCCGGGAGCAUGAUGGACAUGUACAGGGCAUACUGCGCCACGGCUAAUGUGGAGCCCACGCCCAACGCUGCUGCAAACGCGCCGAACCCAGCGGGCGUCACGGGCAAGGCCGCAUCGUCGGGUACCCUGCAGACUGGCGCGAGUGGGGGAAGCAGGACCGGGGCUGGGCUUCCCGCCGAGACGAGCGAUUCGGGAGCGGGGCAGCAGCAGGGUGGUGGCACUGGAGGAGAUUCGGCGAGUAAGGGGGGUCUCAGCCAGUCAGACAUCAUCGCCCUGGCGGCCAGUCUGGGCGUCGGAGUGCCUAGCUUGAUGAUUGCGGCCGCAACCUUGUGGCUGCAGAUGAAGAAGAAGAAAAGCAAAGCUCAGGCUGCAGCAGCGGCUGCAAAACCGCCUUCUGUGCAGGGCGGGACGUCUCCUUAG
Molecule: messenger RNA, 813 nt
Organism: Pyricularia grisea
Lineage: Eukaryota; Fungi; Ascomycota; Sordariomycetes; Magnaporthales; Pyriculariaceae
Exons: 1
Coding region: 1-813 (270 amino acids)
Source: RefSeq, a predicted model, not a curated record